Molecule: messenger RNA, 1881 nt
Organism: Acanthocheilonema viteae
Lineage: Eukaryota; Metazoa; Nematoda; Chromadorea; Rhabditida; Onchocercidae
Source: the annotation of a GenBank genome assembly
AUGCUUGCUGGUUUUUGCCUUUUUCUUUUGGAUUUUCCGAGCUGCACGGGAAUUGAGGAUGCAUUAUUGAGAGAUCUUAAAUGGCAAGAAAUUGUACAGCUUAUAUGCGAGAAACAGCCAUCUAUACAUUUGAUUUUAAAUAAGGAUGGAAUUACUGCUUUGGAUCUUUAUCAACGUAUUUUGAGACAUAAGAAUUAUUUUGUCGCCCUUGUGAACAAGGAAAUACUGCCACCGAUAAUCAAUGUGCCUUUCAUUGGUUCAAUGCCAUAUUUACCAAAUGGUUUGAAAAUGAAUUUGGAAUGGCUGUUGUUUUAUGGAAUGUGGUCGCCGUGGAAGGGACCGUAUGAGCUUAAGGAAGAAUACAAACAUCCGCAGAAUGUUUUCAGGCUUGCAGAUGAGUUAGAUUCGGCAAUAUUGAAAAUGGCUGUUGGCAAUUUUAUUUUUUUUCCACUUGUAUUUGUUUACCAAGUACUAUAUUUCUUCUUUACUUAUGGUGAGCUGUUAAAACGAGAUCCGGGUUCCUUUGCUAUGCGCAGAUAUUCAAACUUUGGAAGGAAUAAGCUGAGACAUUUCAACGAAUUAGAUCAUGAAUUACGAAUGCGUCUUUCAAAAAGUCAUCGAGCGGCAACGCAGUAUAUGGAGCAGUUUCUUUCACCCUUGGGACAAGUUAUCGCUAGAAAAGUUCAAUUUGUCGCAGGUGCAAUUUGCAUAGUGUUGCUGUUGCUAGGUCUAUGGGAUGAAGACGUAUUAUCGGUUGAACACGUUCUCACGAUCAUAUCUGUAUGUGGGUUGGUUGCUGUCGCAUGCCAAUCAUUUAUUGGAGAUGAGAAUAUGAUUUAUUGGCCUGAAACAUUGCUAGAUAUGGUAAUCGCACACAUACAUUAUGCACCAGAUUCAUGGAAGGGGAAAGCCCAUACAGAUACGGUGCGAAAAGAAUUUGGACAUUUAUUUGAGCUGAAAACGAAAUUUUUACUUGAAGAACUUCUGAGUCCAAUUUUAACUCCAUUUAUUCUACUUUUUUGGAUUCGUCCGAAAGCGAAAGAGCUUGUGGAUUUUUUCCACAAUUUUACGGUUACCGUAGAAGGUCUUGGUGAUGUUUGCUCGUUUGCUCAGAUGGAUAUCAAACAGCAUGGAGAUCCCAAUUGGAGCUUUGAUGAGCUUACCAAGGAAGAAGUUGCAAAUAUACAUGCAAGAGUUCACGCUAAUGAUGGAAAAACGGAGCUUUCGUUAGUGCAUUUUGCUAGCCAUCAUCCAGAAUGGAAACCACCACCUCGUGCUGCUCGUUUCCUUGACAGUAUAAAAGAUCGUAUGGCACAAGACAUGAAUACAUUAAAAGAAGGUGUCGUGGAUGAUAACAUACUGCUGAAUAGUUUACAUUUUUUCCAUCCCAUUGCUGAGCAGCAGCUUAGAAAAUUUGUAGGACGACAGCCAUUUAUUGCAUCUUUGCAUGAUCCUGAUUUGCUUGCUGCAGCAGCGAAUAUGUCUUUACAUGGUGAAAAAAAAAGUCAUCUGGCUGACACGAUUCUUACUUCACAAACAGCAGCCUUGAGUAUUGCAUAUUUACGUAAUUUACGUGCUCAUUGCGAUAAUCAUCGCUCUGAAAUGUUAUCCUCUUCGACAGCCAUGGCACGUCAGAAUAUAACGCAGGUUACUCCGAUUUCCACAAACGUAUCACCAAUAACAAGUGGAACCGUAGUACAAAGUUCAGCUGAUACAACAACGGAAGCAACGGGCAAUGUUUGGGGCGUACCAGCGCAAAGUACGAUUUCACCUAUCCAAGCUUCACUUUCGCCUCGAAGUGAAGAUGAGCAGCUACAGCAGGAACUUGCUGGAAAUGAACCACCACCUCCAGGCCUGUCAUAUCAUAUUUUGGAUGUUUGA